CUCAGCCGCGUCCUCGCGCUCCGUCGCGCCGCCCGUGAGGGGCCCAGAAGCGCCGCCGCCGCCGCCAUUACAGGCCGCUCCCCCUCCUCGGCCGCGAACCGGAGGGAAGGAGGGGAACAUGGCGCCGCCUCCUUUCCCUCCCGGCCUCUCGCCGCCCCGCCCCGAGAGCCCGGCCCGGGCCCGACGCCGACCCGGAGGAAAUGCUGUCCUUCCAGUUGUGAGGAUUGGUGACAACUGAGCUGCUUGCUGGUGCAUGCAACAUGGAAACGGCCAUUUUUGUUGCCCUGGUGAUCAUCCACCCAGAUUGCAAAUAGCCAUCCAACUCUUUCUGAGGUCUCAUGGGGUACAGAACACACUAACACUCUUGGAAGCAGUCAAGUGUUGGCAGGAUGUUUGGAUGAUGAUGAUGGCAAGGAAGCAAGAUGUUCGCAUUCCCACCUACAACAUCAGUGUGGUGGGGUUGUCUGGAACGGAAAAAGAGAAAGGGCAGUGUGGCAUUGGGAAGUCCUGCCUCUGCAAUCGAUUUGCACGUCCCAGAGCAGAUGACUUCCAUUUGGACCACACUUCGGUUCUCAGCACGAGCGACUUUGGAGGAAGGGUUGUUAAUAAUGACCACUUCUUAUACUGGGGGGAAGUUGUACGUUCUUUGGAGGACUGCGUGGAAUGUAAAAUGCAUAUUGUGGAACAAACUGAGUUUAUUGAUGACCAGACUUUCCAGCCACACCGCAGCACAGCCCUGCAGCCCUAUAUCAAAAGGGCGGCUGCAACAAAACUGGCAUCGGCGGAAAAGCUCAUGUACUUUUGCACUGAUCAGCUUGGGCUGGAACAGGACUUUGAGCAGAAGCAGAUGCCAGAUGGGAAGCUGCUGAUCGAUGGUUUCCUCCUCUGCUUCGAUGUCAGCAGGGGCAUGAACAGGAGCUUCGAUGAUCAGGUCAAGUUUGUUUCGAACCUGUACAAUCAACUCAUAAAAACGAAAAAGCCCAUCGUUGUGGUCCUGACGAAGUGUGACGAAGGUGUGGAGCGGUACAUUCGAGAUGCGCACACUUUUGCCUUAAGCAAGAAGAACCUCCAGGUGGUGGAGACGUCGGCCAGAUCCAACGUGAAUGUCGACUUGGCGUUCAGCACUUUGGUGCAACUGAUCGACAAGAGCAGGGGGAAGACUAAAAUUAUCCCUUACUUUGAGGCGUUGAAGCAGCAGAGCCAGCAGAUUGCGGCAGCGAAAGAUAAGUACGAGUGGCUGGUGAGCCGCAUUGUCAAAAACCACAAUGAGACUUGGUCAAACGUCUCACGAAAGAUGCAGUCCUCCCCAGAGUAUCAGGAUUACGUGUAUCUGGAAGGGACGCAGAAAGCCAAGAAGCUCUUCCUGCAGCACAUUCAUCGUCUCAAACAGGAGCAUAUCGAGCGCAGGCGGAAAAUGUACCUUGCUGCUCUGCCUCUCGCCUUCGACGCCCUCAUUCCAAACCUGGAUGAAAUAGAUCACUUGAGCUGUAUAAAAGUGGAGAAGCAGUUGGAGACGAAGCCGGACUUCUUAAAGUGGUUUGUUGUUCUCGAGGAGACUCCUUGGGAUGCCACCAGUCAUAUAGAUAACAUGGAGAAUGAGCGCAUUCCAUUUGAUCUGAUGGAGACCUUGCCGGCGCAGCAGCUCUAUGAAGCCCAUCUAGAGAAGCUGAGGAACGAGAGGAAGAGGGCAGAAAUGAGACGGUCUUUCAAGGAGAAUUUGGAGACCUCUCCUUUCAUAACACCAGGGAAACCCUGGGAGGAGGCUCGCAGUUUCAUCAUGAAUGAAGAUUUUUACGCGUGGCUUGAAGAGUCUGUUUACAUGGAUAUUUAUGGUAAACACCAAAAGCAAAUCAUCGAGAAAGCAAAGGAGGAAUUUCAAGAGCUGCUUCUAGAGUAUUCUGAACUGUUUUAUGAGUUGGAGCUUGAUGCCAAACCCAGCAAGGAGAAAAUGGGGGUCAUCCAGGAUGUGUUGGGUGAAGAGCAAAGAUUUAAAGCGCUACAGAAGCUGCAAGCUGAACGAGACGCUCUAAUUCUGAAGCACAUUCAUUUUGUGUAUCACCCAACAAAAGAGACCUGCCCCAGUUGUCCAGCCUGCAUAGAUGCUAAAAUUGAGCACUUGAUAAGUUCCAGGUUUAUAAGGCCAUCUGAUCGCAAUCAGAAAAACUUACUUUCAGAUUCCAAUAUUGAUAGAAUCAACCUAGUGAUUCUUGGGAAAGAUGGACUUGCCCGAGAACUAGCAAAUGAGAUUCGAGCUCUUUGCACAAAUGAUGACAAGUAUGUGAUAGAUGGGAAAAUGUAUGAGCUGUCCUUGAGACCAAUAGAAGGUAAUGUCAGACUUCCGGUUAAUUCUUUCCAGACACCAACAUUUCAGCCACAUGGUUGCCUCUGCCUUUAUAACUCAAAGGAAUCUCUGUCUUAUGUUGUUGAAAGCAUUGAAAAGAGUAGGGAGUCAACUCUUGGCCGAAGGGAUAACCACUUAGUUCAUCUUCCCUUGACUCUGAUACUGGUGAACAAGAGAGGCGAUACCAGUGGCGAAACACUGCACAGCUUAAUACAGCAAGGACAGCAGAUAGCUAGUAAGCUACAGUGUAUCUUUCUUGACCCUGCUUCUGCUGGUAUUGGAUACGGGCGCAACAUUAAUGAAAAGCAAAUCAGUCAGGUCCUCAAAGGGUUGCUGGACUCAAAGCGCAACUUAAACCUUGUUAGCUCAACGGCAAGCAUUAAAGAUCUGGCUGAUAUCGACCUUCGGAUCGUCAUGUGCUUGUUGUGUGGAGAUCCUUUCAAUCUAGAUGACAUCCUUCUGCCCAUUCUUCAGUCCCAAACUUGUAGACCUUCCCAGUGUGGAAGUAGCAAUUCUGUGUUACUUGAACUUCCUGUAGGACCACACAAGAGGCGCAUUGAGCUGUCCUUGCUUUCAUACCAUUCCUCAUUUAGCAUUAGGAAAAGCUGGUUGGUCCACGGUUACAUUUUGUUUUAUUCAGCUAAACGUAAAGCAUCCUUGGCCAUGCUACGUGCCUUUCUUUGUGAAGUACAGGACAUUAUCCCAGUUCAGAUUGUGGCUCUCACUGAAGGCUCCAUAGAUGUCCUAGACAAUGAUUUAAGUAGAGAACAGUUAACAGAGGGAGAGGAAAUUGCCCAGGAUAUAGAUGGAAAGUUUACAACCAUUCCUUGUAGUCACCCUCAGCAUAAACUAGAGAUUUUUCACCCAUUUUUCAAGGAUGUGGUGGAGAAAAAAACCAUAAUUGAAGCUACCCAUAUGUAUGAUAAUGCGGCUGAAGCCUGCAGUACGACAGAAGAAGUGUUUAAUUCACCCCGGGCUGGCUCUCCUCUGUGUAAUUCGAACCUUCAUGAUUCAGAAGAGGACAUUGAGCCCCCCACUUACAGCCCUUUCAGAGAGGAUACAUGUAUGCCCACUUUGUCCAAAGAUCUUUCUAAACUUUCCAUGGAACUGGAGGGGAAUGAUGGUCUUUCUGUUUUUUCUGUUAUGAACACUUUUGAAAGCAAAUUGAACAACAAAGUACCUCCACCAGUGAAACCAAAGCCCCCUGUCCACUUUGAUAUUACAAAGGGGGAUCUCUCUUAUUUGGAUCAAGGGCAUAGGGAUGGACAGAGGAAGUCUGUGACUUCCAGUAGCUGGCCACCCACGGAUGGCUUUGACCCUUCUGAUUAUGCAGAACCCAUGGAUGCAGUAGUCAAACCGAGGAACGAGGAGGAGAAUAUCUACUCUGUGCCUCAUGACAGCACCCAAGGCAAAAUCAUCACCAUUCGUAAUAUUAACAAAACCCAUUCCAACGGUAGCGGGAAUGGCUCAGACAGUGAAAUGGACACAAGUUCAUUAGAACGUGGCCGAAAGUUGUCCACCAUUAGCAAACCAGUGUUGUAUCGGACAAGGUGCACAAGGCUGGGGAGAUUUGCCAGUUACAGGACCAGUUUUAGUGUAGGGAGUGAUGAUGAGUUGGGGCCCAUUAGGAAGAAAGAAGAAGACCAGACUUCCCAAGGAUAUAAGGGAGAUAAUGCUAUCAUUCCGUAUGAAGCUACUGAUGAAGAUCCAAGGAAAAGGAACAUCUUGCGUAGCUUGAGAAGAACCACAAAGAAACCAAAGCCGAAGCCUCGGCCAUCCAUCACAAAGACGACAUGGGAGAGCAACUAUUUUGGGGUUCCUUUGACUACUGUUGUGACACCAGAGAAACCCAUUCCCAUUUUUAUUGAGAGAUGUAUUGAGUACAUUGAAGCCACAGGUUUGAGUACCGAAGGUAUCUAUCGAGUGAGCGGAAACAAGUCCGAGAUGGAGAGUUUACAGCGGCAGUUUGAUCAAGAUCACAGCCUGGACCUAGCAGAGAAGGACUUCACAGUGAAUGCUGUGGCUGGAGCCAUGAAGAGUUUCUUCUCAGAGCUGCCUGACCCUCUUGUACCCUACAACAUGCAGAUUGAACUGGUGGAGGCUCACAAGAUUAAUGACCGAGAACAGAAGCUGCACGCCCUAAAGGAGGUGCUGAGGAAGUUUCCCAAGGAGAACUACGAGGUCUUCAAAUAUGUCAUCUCUCAUUUGAACAAAGUGAGCCACAACAGCAGAACCAACCUGAUGACGAGCGAGAACCUCUCUAUUUGCUUCUGGCCCACCUUGAUGAGGCCCGACUUCAGCACGAUGGACGCCCUCACCGCCACCCGCAUUUACCAGACAAUCAUAGAACUCUUCAUCCACCAGUGCCCCUUCUUCUUCUACCAUCGGCCCAUCAUCGAGCCCCCGGGCGCUACGCCCAGCUCUCCCUCCACCAUUCCCGCCAGCACGCCUUUCCUCUCCUCCACGCCUGUGAUGGCCCAGCCUUCUCCUCCACAGACUCCUCCUCCCUCUCCGCAGUCUCCUCUCCAGCCGCUUCUGCCGCCUCAGCUUCAGGCUGAACAGCACACACUGUGAACCUCAGAGCCGCAGGAAGUAGAGGUCUCCUUCUGUUCUCUCUCACAGAGCAGAGCUUGGGAACUCGGUCCUGGCACCUGUUGGGCCUCUCUUUUCUCACCACACUGUGGCAAGCCUCAGCCACGCUAACAGCAGCCGGAUGGAGCAGAAUCCUGUUGGGGCAUCGGACACCUGUGGAGCCUUGGUUCUGCCUCAGUGCCUGGCACGGGAAGGGCCAGCUGGGUCAGGGGCAUCUUUGGACCUUGCUCUGGCGAAGGGUGAGGACUUGAGCCUCUCGUUGAAUGAUGAACCUGUUCAGUGGGGAUAAACUUUGACCUGAGUAAACCUGGAGCCCUGUAUGAAAACUGCCAAGUCCAGCGGGGAGGCUCAGACCAGAGGCUUUGGACGGGCGUUGGGGAAUCUCUUCCGUCCUCUGCCUGUACAAGAACAGAGGUGGAGCCCCCCGACACAUUCCACAAAUUAUACCCAAGGCCUGUUCUACACUGCUGGACAUCUCGCCGAUUUUAGGGGGACCAUGGUUUCAGCUUAGACCAAUUCAUGUCAUCUCAGCCUAGCUGCUUUGAAGGUCUGGACCAACAUGUCCAUCAAAGGAAAGGCUUUUUAUGUUUUGACAAGGCCGGAAUGUAACUUUUCUCCUGACUGUGAAGUAAUUGCCGAUCCUAAAGUGAGAAGGAACUCCCGAAGUGGGUGAGGGAAGAAAGGGACACUAGAGAAAUGUAACAAUCCCUUCUCCCCCCCCCUCCCUUUCAGUCCUGCUGGUUGGGUUGUUCUUAGUCCACAAAGGGAGUGUUGACACCGGCUCUUUUUCCUGAAGGGAGGGUAAGGAGGAGACAGCCUGGGUUUGGUCUGGCCUGGUUCCGCUGUCUUCACUUGACAAAUCACUGCAUAUCUCUUGCCUCACUCCUCCUUCCCCAACAGAAUAUUGGUGUUAGCACUUAGAAGGGCAGGCAGGCAGCAGGCACACACGCACAUGUUUUGCAAACUGUCAAAUGUUUUGCUGUCUGACUUGGGUUUUGAUUCCUUUGGAACACUACGUGGACAGAAACACUGUUAGAGUGUGUGUGUUUUUGUUUGUAUGUAUGUGGGGCAUGGGGUUGCUUGCAAAUGGGGGGCUAGAACCACAGCUUGUUAAAGAGUUGCCAGUGGAAAUGUUUUUUUUAAAAAAAGUGUGAGCCAUGAUGCAGGAGUGAAAUUGAGGAAGUUGCAGGUCUGUCAUACUUUCCCCCCUCCCGAGCGCUGAAUUGAGGGGAGACUGCAGUUGGGGUUCGGAGAGCUACCAGAGGUGUUUCCAUGCUGCUGUGACUUCUUGGGAGGGAUGCCUCUGUGCGCUUGACUUUGGAGGCCUAGGACAUGUUUCCAGGGAUGCUGAAGACUAAAGCGCUGGGGGGAGAGGGGGAGGACCAUGUUGAAGGGUAGCUUCUGAGGUCAGUGGUGGGUUCUUAAGGCCUUUGGAUUGAUCAACUCUGUGGCAUGUUUCACUGCUUUGCCCAAACCAGAAAGGCCCUGUGCUCAUAUACCAGAGUUGUUUUUGCCCGUUCUCCUCCCUGCCCCUACUCUGCAUAGAUGUGUGUGCCACAGCUCCACAGUUUUGUGCGCCCUUGUGUAGUGCACUGAUUGUCUCAUGCCGAAAGCUGCUCUGAUCUUCGCAUCAGCCCUUAAACCUGUGGUCUUUCAUGCCCUUCCUAGCCAGGAUGUGCGUUUGGGUACACAGCGCCCACCUUCCUUUGCUACAAGUGAUCUCUGCCGGUUUCCACAUGGGGGGAAAAGCAAAGAAGUCCACCAGUAGGGGGAGAACCAGUAAGUGCCAGGUUCACUGUUGAAGAGAAAAUGGGCCUUGGUGCUGCCACUGUGCUGCGUCAGUUGCACCCGUGAGGGAGGGGAUGGGAGGGGCAAUGCUUAUCCUUAGGAACAGAGCGGUUUUUAAACUGGAAUUUCCACGGUACCACUGGGAAGAUGGAAGGGGGCUGUAUCCCUAUGCCAUCCAUUCUGUCUCUUCGCACUUUAAAACAACCUGUGGUUUAUCACUUUUUUGGGAAUUUCAAGGAUGCCUGAGUUAACUGGGGGAGGGAAGGGGGUGGAGUCCUAGCCCCCUUCAGUAGUCAAGCUCCAUCUUCAUUCUGCUCCUCUCUGGCAUAGUGUCAUUCUCCGCCCCCCCCCCCAUCUUUAGCCACCAAGUCUCUCUUCUAAAUAAGCUGAAUUACCUGCUCAUUAUUUUAAAAUUGCAUUGAGAAGCUGUAUCUGUGACAGGAUCAUGUGCUUGAAAAAAAACACUGUCCCCUCUCAAGUUUUUAUAUUCUCAUGUGUUUGAAAAUGAAGCUUUUAAUGUAAAUAUUGGGGGGGAUUUAGAAUGUUCAAAAGGAAAACCGAAUAUUCCACCUCUCUCUUAAUUAUGCAUGCAUAAUGCUAAAAAUCACAUAGGGCAGAGGAAAAUGGUGCUGGGAGGUUUCCCCUCCAACCUUCCUCUUGACCGGAGCGAGGGCUGCUUAGUGCUGGGCUGUGCUUGUGGGCAUUGAGAUGUCACUACCACCACCUUAGGCUGGAAACUGCUGCUUUCUGCCUGGGGUGGGUGACUUCUGGUGCGCAUGCAAAGGUGUGUUUCUGUGCCUUCUCUCUCGGUCUGAUGCUGAACAUCUCCAAGACCUCUUAUCGACACCUGUUGAGAUGUGAGGCCAGCCUUCCUUAGGAAUGUUUGACCACCAUGGCGUUCCAUCAAUCUUCCUUCUUUCCAGUUCACUGUCCACCCCUUGACUAUCCCCCCACACCCCUAAGUAGUGCUCACUGCCUGGUUUUCAGAGGUGGGGUCAGUGGCUUGGCAGCGGAAACUUACUGGGAAGCCGCUGUCUGCUUCCUAUGGCCUUCAGAGUCCGUCCUUCGUUGGAGGUAUGCAAUAGGCUUAGUUUUGUUUGGACCUGUUCCUGCCUGACGCAGUGAAAUGAGGAAGCUUGCUGUGUUUGUGUAAGGUGGACUGUGUGGACCUCGUAGCGCUCCCCCUUCCGUUUUUCCUAUUUGCAGCCAUACCAGUUGACUAGAUAUGUAGUUAGUGAUCCAGAACAGACUUUCUCUGAUAACUCUUCUACCUACUUGCUUCCCACCCUGCCUCUUGAUGUAAGUGACUUCUAGUACCCACUUUUAACUGGGUUUAAAUCUCUUUUCUCCUGUGGGGAAAAGUUAAACUACCUAAAGUCUCUUUGGUUGCCAGGGGCUUUCCAAGACUAGCUAUUUCUUCUUGUAGGAGUUGACCUGCUGUCCUCCUCUGCCAAAGCAGGAAUGUUCCUUUGCCACAAACGGUGUGCCCCUCUCGGGGGGUGGGGGUGGGUGGGGAGUGCAGGGUCUUCUCCUGUGUGUGCAGCCCAACUAUUCUUGCCUUUCUCCAUUGUGGAGUCAGUGGUCCCAGUUGAGAAGUAUGUGGGUUUGAGGUUACUGCCCAGAGGCUGGGGAUUGGUUGUUAUAAAGAAGGCAGAGUCCAUCAUGGUCUCUCGCCAACUCUUUCCCCAAGCCUGGUUUAAAACCUCUCAAAGAUUGCAGAUCACUGCCCAGCUGGGUAAGCUGAAACUCUUCCCAAAAGCCAGUCAGGGCAGAUUCCUGCUUGCCUUGCCAUGGCUCUUUCUGAGCAAAGGCCCCUAUAGCUUACUUUCCAAGAGGGAUCCCCUGGGCUUUGCUUUAAUAGAAAACAUGCCGCAGACUCUAUGCUACUUCCUUUAACAAGCAAGCCACUCCACCCUGUGGUUGAAAAUGACCAACACGGCAAGGUCCAACAAGCUGCCUGCUUUCCGGUGGCGACCCGUCAUUCAUGAAGCUGCCUUAUACUGAAUUAGACCUUCAGUCCAUCAGACUCCGUAUCGCCUGCUCUCACCGGCAGUGGCUGUCCGGGGUCUCAGGUGGAAGUCUUUCACCUCACCUGCUGCCUGAUGGUUUUGACUGGAGGUACCAGGGACGGACCCUGGGACCUUCUGCGUGCCAAGCAGCACGGGCCGUACCGUUGAGCCACGGCCCCUCCCCAUCGUCUUUUCCUCUCCGCACUCUUGCAGUCGAUCAGAGAAUUUAUAUGUAUGAUCUCUUCUUUUUUUAAAGGAAAAAAAACUCAAAAGGAACCCAACUGAGGAAUUUUUGAAAACAAAACGCAGUUUUGAAUUGUUUGCCUGGAUUAGUUCUUGUCAACUUUGUUAACUCAGCCAUUUUGUGCAGCAGCUUCUCUUUGGUUUGUGUCACCUAGCCAGUGGGAUGUGCUGGGUGGUCCGCAGGCCAAGCAGUGACCACCAGCAGCCCCUGAAGUGAAUCUGUCCGUUCAAACUGACUAGUUUUCCGUAGAGGUUCAGUUUGGAGGAAGCAUCUCCCCCCCCCCCGCCAGCCUGUGUAAUAGGUCCUAGUUUUUACUGUUAGUUUUAACUCUUCCCUCCCACCUUUUGUAAAGUUGAAAUACGAUAGAAAUAUUGUAUUUUAAAUGUAGUUUAAGGCAGGGCAUAAGUUAUUGUUUAAAUAAAAUUAAUUUUUUUUCCUGUGUACAUUAAAAAAACAGUCCCAUCUGUGUCUCCAAUUGUAUGGGAAUAAAGCUUGCCCUGAACAGCUGGAUUUAGUUCUGCACUCAGCUUAUUUUUUUUCCCCUGGUACUUGUAUUUUCACAUGUAAAAUAAUCUCUAUAUAUGUUGAAUUAACAAAUUUCUUUUUGGAGUUGAAGAAAAAAGAUUAAUGAUAAUUAAAAACAACGUGUUAGUAGUUCCAGCUAAGUAUGUGCCCGAAACACUCUUUUUCACAGAAACAAAAUAUUGAAAGAUCUGUAUGUAAAGAAAAGUAUAAUGGUUAUUUCUCUGUAUUUUAGAAACCUAACAACAUCCUUUAGUUAUUGGUGAUAGAAUAUAUUUCUUUUAAUGCUUCUUUUAAGGACAUUUUAAACAAUUUGUGGUUUCCCCCCCCAGGCCAAUCCAAUUAGUGCAUGAAAUUGUUGAAAGCUCUGGGCAAACAAAAAAAGCCCUUUUUUCUGCUGAGUUUAAAAAGAAAAAAAAUCAUGUAUUUGCUACAGAGUAUUGUAUGUGUCUCAAUGGGAAUGGUGUAAAAACUUAAAAAGGCCUUACGUGAUAUGUAUCAUAGUUAAUAAAUCAAUCUUGUACAA
Molecule: messenger RNA, 10022 nt
Organism: Eublepharis macularius
Lineage: Eukaryota; Metazoa; Chordata; Lepidosauria; Squamata; Eublepharidae
Gene: ARHGAP35
Product: Rho GTPase activating protein 35
Exons: 7
Coding region: 254-4915 (1553 amino acids)
Biological process (GO): signal transduction
Molecular function (GO): GTP binding; GTPase activity
Source: RefSeq, a predicted model, not a curated record